This is a messenger RNA of Mugil cephalus (flathead mullet), 1333 nucleotides long. It is a transcript of the gene hspb1, whose product is annotated as heat shock protein, alpha-crystallin-related, 1. The coding region runs from base 111 to 701 and encodes 196 amino acids. Lineage: Eukaryota; Metazoa; Chordata; Actinopteri; Mugiliformes; Mugilidae. The transcript has 3 exons. The record is from RefSeq and is a predicted model, not a curated record. Gene Ontology annotation, biological process: response to heat; protein refolding. Gene Ontology annotation, molecular function: protein folding chaperone.
AAAGCUCAAGCUCAAGUCGAGAAGGCAGACAGAACGCAAGGAGAAUAUUAUCACAGAGGCCAAAGGGCUCUUCAUCAGCACACAGCAGCGAUCCUCUUCCACCAGUGGUCAUGGCCGAGAGACGUAUUCCUUUCACCCUGCUCCGCACCCCGAGCUGGGACCCAUUCCGUGACUGGCACCAGAGCAGCCGCAUAUUUGACCAGACCUUCGGCAUGCCGGCCAUGCCAGAGGACUUGCCAGCAUUCCCCUGCACGCACUGGCCGGGCUACCUGAGGCCCUCCAUCAUGACUCCGGAAAUGGGGGCCUUGAUGUACCCCAACCCCAUCAUGGCCCAUCAGGCUCGGGCGCUGUCCCGCCAGAUGAGCAGCGGCAUUUCGGAGAUCAAGCAGACCCAGGACACCUGGAAGGUGUCCCUGGAUGUCAACCACUUCUCGCCCGAGGAGCUGGUGGUGAAGACCAAGGAUGGUGUGGUGGAAAUCUCUGGGAAGCACGAGGAGAGGAAGGAUGAGCACGGUUUUGUGUCCAGAUGCUUCACCAGGAAAUACACCCUCCCCUCCAUAGCCAACAUUGAGAAGGUGACUUCCUCCCUGUCUCCUGAGGGGGUACUGACCGUGGAGGCUCCUUUGAACAGGCCGGCCAUCGAGUCCUCAGAGACCACAAUACCUGUCAACGUGGACAAAGGUGAAGUGGUGAAGAAGUAGGAAGGAAAGCAGUGCGGCGUCUUCCACUCACCCACCAACACUCGCGCACACACAUACAUAUUCAAACACUUUUUCUACAAUCUGCUUCUAGAAAGGUGAGACGGCAGCUUAUCGCUCCUCUUAUACCAGGCUUGUUCAGGUGCGAGGCAGACGAAAGCGUGGGAUUGCCCUCGCUCUCCUCUCUCCACUCCAUCUCUGGUAAUGAGCCAACCCCAGCUGAGUGCACUGUGCAAACACAUCUGCAGCAGUACCAUAUGCCUGCUCUUUGUGCCGUAAUUACACUCUUCAUCUGAAUAUGGGAAAUUUCAGCUUAGCCUCGCUCACAGCUUCUUGUAUCUAUCUCUCGCGUACACACAUACAUGUUUCUCUUUUCUACUGAGUAAAUCCCCUUCACGCUGCCUCUUUGGAUACGUUCAAGGCAACAGCGAAGCGGACUGUGAGAGCAGUGAUCUUGUAAAUUAAGGAACUAAGAUCCCAAGAGAGUGUGAACACCACCACUCUAAGUACAGAAUGAUGCUUGUUAACCAUUGCACUGGGGUCUCCCUGGAUUAGAAAGUGAGUGACUGGUUUCAUCUGCAGUGGUCUUUGGAAACUAUGCAGUCAUGCAAAUAGAGAAUAAAGAACACACAGCA